Molecule: messenger RNA, 1191 nt
Organism: Cyphellophora europaea CBS 101466
Lineage: Eukaryota; Fungi; Ascomycota; Eurotiomycetes; Chaetothyriales; Cyphellophoraceae
Exons: 1
Coding region: 1-1191 (396 amino acids)
Molecular function (GO): protein binding
Source: RefSeq, a predicted model, not a curated record
AUGACCAUGACCAGCUCCCGACCACCACCAGCAUCACUGGUCCUUCUUCCUCUUGAGAUCCAGCACUGCAUUCUCUCCUACCUCCCAAUUCCAUCACUGCUCACCUACGCUUCGACCAGCCGUCACAGCUUCACCCUAGCCACCGGUGCCCUCACGUCGCUGCACCUUGCCGUGUUCUCCAAGCGCGUGCACGGAGUGCUAGCCUACCUUAACUGCGCCGAAACCGACGUGGGCAGCCUCUCCUACGACUUCCUGCAAGCACCCGCGCAGACGUGGCUGAACCUGCCCAUACGCCUGCCGGAGCAGGACAACCCCGGCCGCCCACGGAGCCGACGGUCUCGCAGCAGCACCACCGUCACGCCAAACGUCUCUCCGCAAGUCUACCGCGAGCGGCAAAUCCACCAUCAAAACGCCCACCUCUCCCGCAUCCUCAGCGCCAGCGUCAUGCGCAACCUCUCCACGCUAAGCCUCCACAGCUACGCGCUCCUGUCGCCCUCCCUGGCAUCCGCCCUCUCCUCCCUCUCACAUCUCCGCCACCUGACCCUCAACUUCAGCCACCCGGCCAUCCACGACCCGUGCCUCCCAGCCUUCUACUGGGCCAGCGCCCCGCCGAUCGAGAAGGAGGGCUGCACGGCCUGGAACCUGCUCGCAGGGAUCGGCGACGCCAACGCCCGCAGCUUGAGGCUGAACGGCCUGCGGUCCCUCCACGUGCGGCGUGCGGCCAUCACGAGCCGCCAGCUGCGGGAGUGGGUGCUGCGCAACGCGGAGCUGCGCGAGCUGUGCCUGGCCAUGGUGACGGGCGUGGACGCGGAGUUCGUCGAGGGCCUCGCCAAGAUGUUCCUGGCUGAUGCGGACCAGGAGCGGCGGGCGGUGUUGACGAGGCUGGAGAUCGAGAACUGCCCGCAGCUGGAGCUGAAGGAGCGGGAGAACUUUGCGUGGGUGGAGGUGCUGCUGGAAUGUGGCUUGAAGGAGGUGGAUUUCAGAAGGUGUCGGGCCGUGGACAUGGACGUGUUGAGGGAAGUUUUUGAAGAGAGGAGGUGGGGGGAGCUGGGGCUCGUGGUGCCGGCAUUGGCCGGGGCGGCGGAUGAGGAUGAGCUCGAGACGAGGAGUUUGGAUCAUGAGACGACUGUCGGCGACUCGAACGGGAAGGGGAAGGGACCCGCGAUCGAGAUAGAUCCCAACUUCGAUUGA